GACACCUACCCCCUGUCGGCCCCCCAGAGGACGCCGGGCGGGACCCGCUACCGCAUCGCAGUCAUUGCCGACCUGGACACGGACUCCAAGGCCCGGGAGGAGAACACCUGGUUCAGCUACCUGCAGAAGGGCUACCUGACCCUGUCCCACAGCGGGGACCAGGUGGCCGUGGAGUGGGACCCGGGCCACAGGGUCCUGGAGUCCCACCUGGCGGAAAAGGGGCGGGGCAUGGAGCUGUCAGACCUGGUCGUCUUCAACGGGAAGCUCUACUCCGUGGACGACCGCACGGGGGUGGUCUACCGGAUCGAGGGCAACACGCCUGUGCCCUGGGUCAUCCUGUCCGACGGCGACGGCACCGUGGGGAAAGGCUUCAAGGCGGAGUGGCUGGCGGUGAAGGACGAGCAUCUGUACGUGGGCGGCCUGGGCAAGGAGUGGACCACGACCACGGGCGAGGUGGUCAACGAGAACCCUGAGUGGGUGAAGGUGGUGGGCUUCCGGGGCAGCGUGAACCACGAGAACUGGGUGGCCAGCUACAACGCCCUCCGGGCCGCCGCCGGCAUCCACCCGCCAGGCUACCUCAUCCACGAGUCCGCCUGCUGGAGCGACGCGCUGCAGCGCUGGUUCUUCCUGCCGCGCCGGGCCAGCCACGAGCGCUACCGAUCCGUGCGCCGCGUCGGGGAGGUGGUGCCCACGCACGGCUUCUCCUCCUUCAAGUUCGUGCCCAACACCGACGACCAGGUCAUCGUGGCCCUCAAGUCCGAGGAGGACGGCGGCAAGGUCGCCACCUACAUCAUGGCCUUCACGCUGGACGGGCGCUUCCUGCUGCCCGAGACCAAGGUCGGGGACGUCAAGUACGAGGGGAUAGAGUUUAUUUAAUCUUAAAGGUUCAGGCAGCAGGCGGGCCGAGGGCUGGACGGUUUUAAGCGGCAUCGGCGCCCCACGUCUAUAAAAAGCCGGGGCCUGCCCGUCUGUGGUGUUUGUUUUGCUCUUUUUCUUCCCGGGACCCCGGGGUGGAUCUGGGGUUUAGAGGCUCCAGAGCAGGGAGUUCAGGCCCCUGGAGCAGCUGAGGGACCUCUCGGAGCCGGAAGGGCCGCCCCAGGGCAGGCUCCGGGCUCCCGGGCCUGGGCCUGUGUGCUGCCCUCUGGCGGUGGAAGCUGCGCGUGGCGGCCGGGCUCCGGGCGGCCCUCCCCUGCCCUCCAUCGGGCCUUGUUUCUCUUCUUUUGUUCAACGAAUGUAUCUUGGCUCCUGCCAUCAAGUGCGGAGCCCGUCUGGGACAGAGCAGGGACCGGGGAUCUGAAGUGCCCCCGCCCACCAGGAGCUCAAGCCCCCUCCAUCCCGAACCUCGGGCACGAAGGCCGUCCCCCUGCUCGGAGAGGACCUGUUGACACCGCGGACAGACGGACAGACGCGGCAGGGCUGUGAGCGGGGCAGCCCAGGCCGCCAGCCCCCCUGCGGUCCCCAGCCUCACAUGGACAAUCUGUUUCCUCGGCCGGUUCCAUGUCCUCCCUUCAGGAAAAUUCUGUGGCUCCGUAGCUCUUUGAAGCUUUAAUUAUUAACUUACUCUAAUUAAAGCCAUCUCCUUUCUUAU
Messenger RNA from Myotis davidii, 1588 nucleotides. RefSeq names its product calcium activated nucleotidase 1 (gene CANT1). Gene Ontology annotation, biological process: proteoglycan biosynthetic process. Gene Ontology annotation, molecular function: GDP phosphatase activity; calcium ion binding; UDP phosphatase activity. Lineage: Eukaryota; Metazoa; Chordata; Mammalia; Chiroptera; Vespertilionidae. The record is from RefSeq and is a predicted model, not a curated record. The annotation marks the transcript as partial. The transcript has 4 exons.